GAUGGCAGUCCUUGGUUCAGCGUGCUGGAAAUGUUUGAAGUUCUGAAGCAGAAAGGACAUGAAAUAGUCGUCGUUGCACCUGAAGCCAAUAUAAACAUAAAGGCAUCAGAGAAUUUUGUUAUGAAAUCCUACACGGUCCCUUUCACACAGGAAGAGAUGGAUGGCAAUUUCCACACAUUUUUUAAGGGCGCAUUUGAAAAAGGAUCAUUUCUGGAAAGAUUUCAUGGACUGCAAGAAAAAGUAAAAAGACUCUUUGAUUUAGGUUUCAUAUCCUGUGAACAGUUACUGCACAAUGCAGAACUUAUCAGAUAUCUUGAGGAGAGUAACUUUGAUGCUCUCUUUACGGACCCUGUGUUCCCUUGUGGAGCAAUACUGGCCGAGCACCUUUCCAUCCCUUCUGUGUAUUUCAUGAGGGGAAUGCCAUGUGGAUUAGAUUUUGAGGCCACCCAGUGUCCCAAUCCCCCUUCUUAUAUCCCCAGGGCACUUACAGACCAUACAGAUCACAUGAACUUCCUCCAGCGUGUCAAGAAUGUCAUCUUUGACACCUCCAAUCUUUUCCUCUGCAAUUUUUUUUUCCAACCAUAUGAAAAACUGGCUUCUGAGUUCCUUCAGCGAGAUGUGAUGGUAUUAGAUCUCUUAGGCAAGGCUUCCAUUUGGCUCAUGAGGUAUGACUUUGUGUUAGAUUAUCCAAGACCAUUGAUGCCCAACAUGAUCGUAAUUGGAGGAAUAAACUGUGUUCACAAGCAGCUCUCUCAGGAAUUCGAAGCCAUUGUAAAUGCUUCUGGGGAACACGGUAUUGUUGUCUUCUCGCUGGGCUCCAUGGUCUCCGAGAUCCCCAUGAAGAAAGCCAUGGAAAUUGCAGAUGCCUUGGGAUCAGUCCCUCAAACGGUUCUGUGGCGAUACACAGGAGAGGCGCCCCCCAACCUGCCAAAGAACGUGAAGCUUGUCAAGUGGCUGCCACAGAAUGACCUCCUAGCUCACCCUAAGACUCGUGCCUUCAUUACCCAUGGAGGCUCACAUGGUAUUUAUGAGGGCAUAUGCAAUGCAGUGCCAAUGGUGUUAAUGCCUUUAUUUGGAGACCAGAUGGACAAUGCGAAACGAGUGGAGUCACGGGGAGCAGGAUUGACACUGAAUAUACUAGAAAUGACUUCGAAAGACAUAUCCGAUGCCCUGAAAGCAGUUAUCAAUGAUAAAAAGUACAAAGAGAACAUCCAGCGUCUCUCAGAGCUUCACCUUGACAGGCCCAUCCACCCUCUGGACCUGGCUGUGCACUGGGUAGAGUUUGUCAUGAAACACAAAGGGGCCCCACACCUGCGCCCUGCUGCCCAUGACCUGAACUGGAUCCAGUAUCACUCUCUGGACGUCUUUGCCUUCCUCCUGGCUGUGGUCCUCCUCAUCCUCUUCAUUUCUGUGAAGUGCUGCAUGUUCUGCUGCCGCAGGUGCUGCUUUAAGAAGGGGAGAAAAAGCAAGUCAGGGAAAUCAAAGACCCACUAGCAGAUGAAAACACUGAUGGGAGGCGAGACCUCUGCUCCAGACCUCAAGGAUCAGAAAACACCUUAAAUUUCACUAAAAUAAUUACUAGCUUUCAAUCAAGAAAUAAUUUAAUUCCCUUAGACUAACACCAAGUGUUGUUUCAUUGAUAUUUUUUGUCUUUAAUUAAGAAUUAGUUGUUAAAAUAAUUUGUACAGUAGUGCUUCAGUCACUUGGGAAGAUAUCAGUGCGAAGUCCAAGGUGCCUGGCUUCCACUUCUUGAUGUACAGAGGCCUCGUGGUCGCAUUUUUUUUUAACCUCCUUAUGUAAUGGAGAAAUAUGGGAUUUCAUAUGCCUUUGCUCUGAGGGCUCUGUGAGCACCAUUUGCUCUACCGUGUAAGAUGGAACCGCUUUGAAAUCUUUGUACAGCUGUUGCUAUAGAAGAGGCAAAUGUUAUAAUCUGACAUUGUAUGUCACAUAAGCCAAGCUAGCUGCACAUCUUAUGUAGGCUUUGUGUGUGUUUACAAUACCUGGGCUCGAGCCACUCUUCAGCAUGGAAGUGGUUGUAAAGCCACUGGUGUUUCACCAAGUUCCCCAUUGGGCAGAGAUCCGUCUCUGGAGCUCGCCAGUUGGGCAGUGUGACCUUUGGAAGCAGUUUUUAAAAACUAUCUGAUUGAUGCUCUGUAAAUGAUGUUAAGGGAAAAACCCAACCCCCAGUCCUUCAAAUAAAUCCCCAAUACAGUAA
This is a messenger RNA of Lagopus leucura (white-tailed ptarmigan), 2215 nucleotides long. RefSeq names its product UDP glucuronosyltransferase family 1 member A1 (gene UGT1A1). The transcript has 5 exons. The coding region runs from base 31 to 1494 and encodes 487 amino acids. The record is from RefSeq and is a predicted model, not a curated record. Gene Ontology annotation, molecular function: UDP-glycosyltransferase activity. NCBI's taxonomy places the organism in Eukaryota, Metazoa, Chordata, Aves, Galliformes, Phasianidae.